Molecule: messenger RNA, 802 nt
Organism: Sitodiplosis mosellana (orange wheat blossom midge)
Lineage: Eukaryota; Metazoa; Arthropoda; Insecta; Diptera; Cecidomyiidae
Product: zinc finger protein with KRAB and SCAN domains 5-like
Exons: 1
Biological process (GO): regulation of transcription by RNA polymerase II
Molecular function (GO): RNA polymerase II cis-regulatory region sequence-specific DNA binding; DNA-binding transcription factor activity
Source: RefSeq, a predicted model, not a curated record
GCGAACUACUGAAGCAGCAUUGAACCCAAGCCAUCGUUCUAAUUCACCAUUCGAAUCGACUGGAUCAGAAUUAGCAGUGGUCGAAGCUGACAAUCAGUUGGAAAAUCCAGUUGAGGUUAAAGAGGAGCGUCGCAUCAAGGAAGAACCACAAUCAGUUGGUGAAUUGGUCGAUGUUCCCGUUCCGACAAGGAAUAACCGUGUCGUUGUACCUUCAUUUGGUGUCGACCAACCGAACGGCAAAUACGACUUUGAUAGUCUUGAUUGGGACGAUGACAAAAUUGAGGUGAAAGAAGAAACCGAAGUAAAGAAGAAAAAGGAAUCGAAGACGAACGAUGAAUUAGGCGGUGAUGCGAUGGCAAAUCAGCGUGAUCUUCAGCGGCCAUCACGACCAGAUGAAAACGUUUCCACGCAGCCAGGAAGAGGCCACGGUGCCAAGAACAAGGAAUCGUGUGACAAAGUUAGUGUUCCCAAAACUGUAUUGAAGAAGCAUAAAUGCGACUUUUGUGAAUAUUCGACCGAUAAUAAAGGUCAUUUGAAUCAGCACUUGUUGAAACACACUGGUGAGAAGCCACACGGAUGCACCCUUUGCCCGAAACGUUUCAAAGAAAAACGAAGUCUUCUUGGUCACAUGAAAAUACACGUCAAAGAGUUUCUGUUCCAUUGCUCAGGCUGCUUGCAAGGAUUCGAUGGAAAGGAGGAGAAGACAGAACACGAAACUAAUUGCAAAGUUGUCCGCUACGAAUGUCAUUUGUGCAAGGAAUCGUUUGGUUCACUUAAGACAAAUAUGGUGAAUCACAUGCGC